AUGCACGCCGUUUUUCGAAUUGGUCACAUUCAAAAACUUGACAACAAUCGUCCACUUUAUCAAGUAAAUCGUAAGCUUACGUCAGAUGACAAUCCCCAACUUCGUCAAUUAACUAAUCGUUUACGAGAAGAAAUUGCAGAUUCGACAGGAUGGACACGAUUGGGUAAAAUGUUGCUCAAAUUAGGUCAGCUCGACAAAGCUGAAGAAUUAUUUACUGCACAACUAGAACAGACAUCUGACGAAAGUGAUAAAGCAUUUAUCUACAAUGAGCUUGGACGGUUGAAGAGUGACCAAGAGCAAUAUACAGAAGCCGUUUUAUUUUACGAAAAAUCACUUGAAAUAAAUCGAAAAACUCUUCCGAAAGGUCAUUCCAACUUGGCUACUUCAUAUAAUAACAUUGGUGUGAUGUAUAAAAAAAAUGGGCGAUGA
Rotaria sp. Silwood1 is the source of this 429-nucleotide messenger RNA. Lineage: Eukaryota; Metazoa; Rotifera; Eurotatoria; Philodinida; Philodinidae. The record is from the annotation of a GenBank genome assembly.